UUCCCUUCCCUCCCAUCCCCUCCACCCCCGAAAAUGACUCGGGGCCUGCUGCCGCACCUCUGCGCCGCGGGCGCCGCGGGCGCGUGGCUGCGCGGCGGGCCAGCGGCAGGCCCCGGCACCGCCGACGCCGGCCUCGUGCCGAGCUGGGAGCGUGGCUUCGGGCAGGGCCAGGUCGUGAUGGAUGCGUUCCUGUACCCAGACCCGUCCGCGCCCGAGCCUGUGCUCGCUGCCGCGCGGCGGCAGUGCAUCACAACGCCGCACGUGAUGAUGGUCGGCACGAACACAAGGAAGUUCAUGGAGGAGGACGGGCUGACCGAGUUCGACUGCCGGUUCCGCCUACCAGACGGGGGGUCCUCGGACGUGCCUGGGUGGUUCUAUUCGGACAAGAACAGGACCUGCCCAGGGCGCUCUCAGAACGAGCAGUAUGCCGGCAGGGACCACGCGCUGGCCUGCGAGGUGCCCUCCGCGCUGCUGACGGAGGGCUUCGCGAGGGCAGAGGUGACACUGGUCAGGCGGGACAGCGGCUCCGCCUUCUCGACGCCGAUCGUGGCGCGGGGCCUGAUGGACGGCUCGGCCGCGAGCGCGCCGUUGGGGCGGCAGAGGAGGUUCCGGCUCGCCGUCACCAACAUGUACAGGAACGCUGGCGCGCAAAUCGCCACGUGGCUCGACUGGCACAUCGCCAAAGGCGUCGAGCACUUCUUCCUGUACGACAACGGGUCUGACGAGAAGGACAAGGUCCACCUGGAACCCUACGAGAACCGCGGCCUGGUCACGAGGGUGCCGUGGGCCUACUGCUGCAAGGGCGACUCCAACAACGUGGGGCAGAGGGGGUCCAUGAACCAUGCGCUGAUGAAGUUCGGGCAGGUUGCGGACUGGUUGAUAUCUUUGGACCAGGACGAGUUUCUGACGUCGCCGAGCGUCAACAGGAGCAUUCCAGACAUCCUCGACGAGGGCAACUACGACAAGCCCGGCGUCGCGAUCAGCUACUCGCUCAUUGCCAGGGGCAGCUGCCCAGUUGAGCCCGGCUCUCCGGCUGCGGUGCAGAUGGGGGCCGUCCUCACAUCACGGGACUGCCCGCCCACGCUCACGCGGAGAAAGUACCCCGGGAAGUACUUUGUCCGACCGUCGAGCAUGUACGAGCUCGGCUUCCUCUACACCACGCCGCAUCCCUUUCACGGGCCGCGAGAAGGAGGAGGAGCACGACGAGGAGCAGCAGGACGACGGGAGUGAGGAGCGGGCA
Molecule: messenger RNA, 1240 nt
Organism: Prorocentrum cordatum
Lineage: Eukaryota; Dinophyceae; Prorocentrales; Prorocentraceae
Source: the annotation of a GenBank genome assembly